Molecule: messenger RNA, 4327 nt
Organism: Oncorhynchus keta (chum salmon)
Lineage: Eukaryota; Metazoa; Chordata; Actinopteri; Salmoniformes; Salmonidae
Product: trans-Golgi network integral membrane protein 2-like
Exons: 3
Coding region: 954-1550 (198 amino acids)
Source: RefSeq, a predicted model, not a curated record
AACAAAUUAAUACAUUUUGGAAUAAGGCUGUAACCUAACAAAAGGUGGAAAAAGUUAGGGGGUCUGAAUACUUUCCGAAGGUACUGUACAUUGAGCACGGUUACAUCGUUAUGUUAAUGUAAUAGUUUGUUUACAUGCUUUGCAAUAAUAAUGAUUUCCCUAAUAAUCCUGUUUACAUUGACACAUCUUAAACCAGGCUCCCUGAUGGGACUUUGAUAAAUACAGAAAAAUCACCAAUAAAAACAAAACGUGUUAUUUCUGUGAAGACUAUUUGAUUCUGAGUUCGGACACAAAGUUAGUGAAAACUAUUUAUAAAUAUGCACCCCCCCUGAACUCACUUCACUCACGCAUAAGAGGGAGGCUACCCAGUGCUAGAACAUGUGCAGAUCAAAUACACCACUGGAACCCUGAUUAAGAUGUUCACGUCCUAAUAAUUUAAAAGAUUGUGCAGAAAACCAGGCGUUUAAAUCGGCAUACGCCUACCUUGAUUUUGACCAUACGACAAUUAAGAUGGUGUCCGGUCAGAGUACGGUGUUUAUAAUACCGCAAUACUCUGCCUUCUGACAAUCAGUUUAAAUAUUGAAUUAUUAGUGUAUAUAUAUAUAUAUAUAUAUUCAUUGCGUUCUAACCAGAAUGACAAGUAACAAAAUGGAUUCUCAGUACCUGUCUGUGAAUUAAGUUGACAACCAGAAACAUUUUACGUGGUGUCCUCUCACAAACUCCUUAGUCUGCUGCUACAUUGUUGUGGACAUAUGGUAAGGUUUUACCCCCUUCUUCGCCCCAAUUUCACGAUAUCAAAUUAUUAUCCAAUUUACCCCUUUCUUCGCCCCAAUUCCGAACUUGUCUUAUCGCUGCAACUCCCCAACGGGCUCGGGAGAGGUGAAGCUCGAGUCAUGCGUCCUCCGAAACAUGACCGGCCAAACCGUGCUCCUUAACACCCGCCCGCUUAACCAAUGAGUCGGAGUUCAACUCACAACCGAAGUCAGCCUGCAGGAGCCCGGCCCACCACAAGGAAACACUCCCCUAACGUGGACGGAGCCCGGCCCACCACAAGGAAACACUCCCCUAACGUGGACGGAGCCCGGCCCACCACAAGGAAACACUCCCCUAACGUGGACGGAGCCCGGCCCACCACAAGGAAACACUCCCCUAACGUGGACGGAGCCCGGCCCACCACAAGGAAACACUCCCCUAACGUGGACGGAGCCCGGCCCACCACAAGGAAACACUCCCCUAACGUGGACGGAGCCCGGCCCACCACAAGGAAACACUCCCCUAACGUGGACGGAGCCCGGCCCACCACAAGGAAACACUCCCCUAACGUGGACGGAGCCCGGCCCACCACAAGGAAACACUCCCCUAACGUGGACGGAGCCCGGCCCACCACAAGGAAACACUCCCCUAACGUGGACGGAGCCCGGCCCACCACAAGGAAACACUCCCCUAACGUGGACGGAGCCCGGCCCACCACAAGGAAACACUCCCAUAACGUGGACGGAGCCCGGCCCACCACAAGGAAACACUCCCCUAACGUGGACGGAGCCCGGUAAAGAGGAACAUCUAAUCUAGUUGUAUUGCAUCACAUCGCCUAUCAACAUUAGUUACGGUAUUAAUGGAUAAGGGGAAUGUAAAACCAAGCUAUCGUGAACAUCAGUGUUACUUCAUCCUAAUGUAAGCUAAAUGCAUUGGAUUACACUGGCAUAUUAUAAAGAGGAACAUAUUCAAUGUAAUUAUAUGCAUGCAUAUCAAACAGGAAUAUAUAUUAAAUGAAUACACCAUUGUAAUAUUAUGACUGUCUCUCUCCCUGCAGGGGAUUAGACAGAUGAACUGCAGCCCCCAGAUGCCCCAGCCUCCAUGGGGAGACAUCAACACUUGCAGUUUUUAAUAAUAUUAACCCAUUUAUCGGUUUCCUGUAUCUGUGCAUGAAUCCUUAAAACACAGUCCAUGAGAACGGUCCAUUUUUUAUUUAAGAACGCAGUCCAUUGUAGUUUCCUUAGUCGUUAUGUACAGGAAGGAUACACAUGGUCCAAUGAAAUGCUUACUUGCAGGUUCCUUCUCGACAAUGCAACAAUAACUAAAAGACCAUACGAAACAUAAAGUAAAUGGCUCAGUAGAAUCAACCUUUUAGCAUCCCCAGGUAAGGGACAUAAAGGAGAUGGCUCAGUAGAAUCAACCUUUUAGCAUCCCCAGGUAAGGGACAUAAAGGAGAUGGCUCAGUAGAAUCAACCUUUUAGCAUCCCCAGGUAAGGGACAUAAAGGAGAUGGCUCAGUAGAAUCAACCUUUUAGCAUCCCCAGGUAAGGGACAUAAAGGAGAUGGCUCAGUAGAAUCAACCUUUUAGCAUCCCCAGGUAAGGGACAUAAAGGAGAUGGCUCAGUAGAAUCAACCUUUUAGCAUCCCCAGGUAAGGGACAUAAAGUAAAUGGCUCAGUAGAAUCAACCUUUUAGCAUCCCCAGGUAAGGGACAUAAAGGAGAUGGCUCAGUAGAAUCAACCUUUUAGCAUCCCCAGGUAAGGGACAUAAAGGAGAUGGCUCAGUAGAAUCAACCUUUUAGCAUCCCCAGGUAAGGGACAUAAAGGAGAUGGCUCAGUAGAAUCAACCUUUUAGCAUCCCCAGGUAAGGGACAUAAAGGAGAUGGCUCAGUAGAAUCAACCUUUUAGCAUCCCCAGGUAAGGGACAUAAAGGAGAUGGCUCAGUAGAAUCAACCUUUUAGCAUCCCCAGGUAAGGGACAUAAAGGAGAUGGCUCAGUAGAAUCAACCUUUUAGCAUCCCCAGGUAAGGGACAUAAAGGAGAUGAACAUUGAACAGAUUGUUCGGUAAUUGAGGGCAAAUGAAGUCAUGACUACAAGACCAUGGUGCUUGCCUUACGGAGCUGUGAGGGGAACGGCACCUCAGUACCUCCAGGCUCUGAUCAGGCCCUACACCCAAACAAGGGCACUGCGUUCAUCCACCUCUGGCCUGCUCGCCUCCCUACCACUGAGGAAGUACAGUUCCCGCUCAGCCCAGUCAAAACUGUUCGCUGCUCUGGCCCCCCAAUGGUGGAACAAACUCCCUCACGACGCCAGGACAGUGGAGUCAAUCACCACCUUCCGGAGACACCUGAAACCCCACCUCUUUAAGGAAUACCUAGGAUAGGAUAAGUAAUCCUUCUCACCCCCCCCCUCCCUUUAAGAUUUAGAUGCACUAUUGUAAAGUGACUGUUCCACUGGAUGUCAUAAGGUGAAUGCACCAAUUUGUAAGUCGCUCUGGAUAAGAGCGUCUGCUAAAUGACUUAAAUGUAAAUGUAAAUGACAGCCACAGGUUUUUGUUUUAUCGCUUCACUAACCCCUCAUUCAACUCCACGUGGUCUCAAUUAUAGAUGAUGAAUCGCUGAACAUGGUGUUUGUGCUGGGCAGGAAUAAAAAUGUGCACACAGUGUAGUACCUUGGGGAAGAAACCAUUUGCCUCAUUAAAUAAAAUCAUUUUUAAAAUUCGCUUCUCAUGUUACAAUGAGCUGACAAUUCUGCAUGAUCAAGAAAAAGGUGUGGAUCUACUUCUAACAUAGUGAUGAUGCACACUGCUAAAUAAACUCCUGGGAUAGGGUGUUUUUCCUGGUGGAUGGGAGGUUCCCAAGUUCUAUACAUCUGUCCUGGUGACCAGGAACCAGGAAGAGCUUGCCUGCUAGAUAGACAUCAUCGCAUCUGACGAGCUAACUUACCUCAGCUAACGGCUGAUAAAAAUCAGUGACUAAACAUUUGAAUUCAAAAUGUAUAUGAAAAUAAAUUAACAUCAUUUGGUGAAUAAAUAACUGUAAUAUUUAGUUUGCCAUCAAUUCACUUGUUUGGGGAACUUUCACGGUGUCGCAAGGUGUUAUGGGAAAGCCUCCCCGGCAAAGAGAAUGAAAAAGUAUGCUCCCCAUGCUUGAUUUGUUUUCCAGACCUCCAAAGUACGCUUAUAGACACGUCUCCAGUACAGGACUAACUGACGUCAUGCAUAAAUGUGCGCGACUUUUGGCUGCAGUAAGAAAGCCAUCACCAUCUACGCCCAUUCAACAUAGCCUAUAUUUAUGUUUCAGUUACUUCAAAAUAAAACUUUGGGCUCUCAUACACGCUCUAGAAAGAACACAAGUACACAUUUUGUAACAAAGCCACAGUUUCUUUAUAAAAAUAAUCACAAUAAUGUUUACUUGAUUGCUUGCUUCCUCCCUUGUCUCCUCCUCAAAUGACAUUGGAGUAAAAGAUCUGAGUUUCCUCUCCUCUGAUCUUCUCCUCCAAUUGGUUUCGAGAAGGAUGCAAGGCGAGAGGACAUGAGGAAUCGAGGAAAUACAAUUGGAGUCACCCACAGAAUCAG